CCGGAGCAGCACCAGGCAAGGAGGAGCAGAUAUGUGGCAGGACUUCCUUCCAAGCGCCUGGGAGAGCAUCCUGUGCUGGACCAGGUCUUUUGAUUAUUCUCAGAAGAAUGCAGUCCUGGUCCCUGCGGUCGCUCUGGGGGUUGGAGGGAUGCUGGUUUACUGGCUGAGGUCUAGACACAAGAUCGAGACUCUUGAAAUGGGUGAUGGAUGGUGGGGCUCAGGUGAAAGACCCCUAAAAGGGAAAGAAGAUGAAAGUAUCCGUCCCUUCAAGAUUGAAACGUCUGACAAAGAAAUUGAGGACCUGCACCGCCGCCUGGAGCAGGCCCGCUACACACCCCCUCUGGAAGGGGCUGCCUUCCACUAUGGCUUCAACUCCAACUACCUGCGGAAGGUGGUGGCCUACUGGAGGAACCAGUUCGACUGGCACAAGCAAGUGGAAGUCCUGAACAAAUACCCCCAUUUCCAAACCACCAUUGAAGGGAUCAAUAUCCAUUUUAUCCACGUGAAGCCCUCCUACGUCCCUCACGGUCGCGCUGUUCAACCUCUGCUGAUGGUCCACGGCUGGCCUGGCUCCUUCUACGAGUUCUACAAGAUCAUUCCUCUGCUCACAGAACCAGCCAGGCAUGGCCUGAACGAGAGUGACACAGUGUUUGAGGUCAUCUGCCCAUCCAUCCCAGGCUAUGGCUUCUCAGAGGCACCACACCAGCAAGGAUUUGACACCAUAGCAACUGCUCGGAUAUUUCAUAAGCUGAUGAACAGAUUGGGCUUCAAGGAAUACUACCUACAGGGAGGAGACUGGGGAUCUCGUGUUACCACAAACAUGGCCCAGAUGCUGCCACAAUCUGUGAAAGGGCUUCAUCUAAAUCUUGUCUUCGUGAGCAAACAAGGUUUGGGAAGGAUGAUUUCUGUGAUGCUUGGGGCUUAUGUACCAUGGCUCGUAGGCCUCACUAGGGAAGAUGUUCAACGUACAUAUCCUUUCAUUCAGAAGAAUAUACAUGCAGUUCUGCGAGAGUCUGGAUACUUACACAUCCAAGCCACCAAACCAGACACUGCAGGUUGUGGACUGAAUGACUCCCCCGUCGGGCUUGCUGCAUAUAUUUUGGAGAAAUUCUCUACCUGGACAGAUAAAUCAUUUCUAUGUGAAGAUGAUGGAGGCUUGGAAAGAAAAUACUCUCUUGAUGAGCUUUUGACCAACGUGAUGAUUUAUUGGGUGACAUCCACCAUCGUGUCCUCGAUGCGAUACUACAAGGAGAACUUUGCCAGGAACCCUUUUUCAUCUGCUGAUACCAGGAUUGGAGUAUAUGUUCCCACUGGGAUUGCAGCUUUUCCGCAGGAAAUUUUACAUACGCCACGGGUCUGGGCAAAGGAUGUCUUCAAGAACAUCGUCACUUUCACUUACAUGCCACGUGGAGGGCAUUUUGCUGCCUUUGAGGAACCAAAGCUUCUGGCACAGGACAUCAUGCAAUUUGUCAGAAAGGUGGAACAGCUGUGA
Molecule: messenger RNA, 1492 nt
Organism: Mesitornis unicolor (brown roatelo)
Lineage: Eukaryota; Metazoa; Chordata; Aves; Mesitornithiformes; Mesitornithidae
Product: epoxide hydrolase 1-like
Exons: 10
Coding region: 32-1492 (486 amino acids)
Biological process (GO): epoxide metabolic process; arachidonate metabolic process
Molecular function (GO): epoxide hydrolase activity
Source: RefSeq, a predicted model, not a curated record